AUGACUACCAAAUCUAUCUCAUCGAAUUCAAAUGCCACUUCCGGUGUACACAAGCGCCGCCGCCGUGCAACAAAUGACGAUGGCGCCCAUGCCCACGUAGCGACGAGCGACUCGCCACCACCUGUUCCCGCUCAGAAACCAUCGCCGCCGACCACCUCCGGUGCUGGUGGGGGGUCCUCUUCGUUCAGAAACGUGAGCGCGUGUAAUCGCUGCCGUCUGCGAAAGAAUCGCUGUGAUCAGAGACUGCCGGCUUGUUUGUCCUGCGAAAAGGCUGGGGUGAAAUGUGUGGGGUACGACCCGAUUACUAAGAGAGAGAUACCUCGAAGUUACGUGCACUACCUUGAGACCCGAUCGGCGUACCUGGAGUCAUUAUUGACCGCGAACAACAUUCCAUUCUCUCCGGCGGAAUCCUUCCCCGAUCUUGCUCCGCCUCCACCUCCUCCAGUAACGACUACCCCCACAACAGCGACAUCAACUGCCGUUCCCGAGUUUCCACCCCCACCAUCUUCUCAGCAACAAUCCCAGACGCCCAUCGAUCCGGCACUGACCAGUAUCGAGAUCCCUCGAAUUGCCGUUCCAGAGCCGAAAGUUAAGCGCGAAAGAUCGCCGCAAAACUCAGAUUCAUUGGAAGAAAAGAAAUUAGAUAACCUGGUCUCAGAUAUCGGGCUUGUGUCGUUUGCCGGUGCAAGCGACCCGAGAUAUCUAGGCUCCGUCUCAGGCAUUUCGUUCGCGAGAGUGGUGUUUGCUGCUGUAAAGAGCAGUGCAACAGGUAAUAGCAACCAUGAUCAAUGUAGCACGGCAGCCGACGGGGCAUCCGGAACUAGAAGAAAUAAACCUAGGAUUGGCUCGACCACACGGAUUCGCGGCACGAGAGGAUUGGGAAUCGGAGCUUCCGGGGCUUCUGGGAAAGAGGAAGACCUAGAUGUAGAUGAUGAUGAAGACACACAGAUGCGGGAUUCGUUUUUCGGGCUUCACACUAAACCCACUAUCACGCCUGCGCCAUUCCCCACAAGAGCAUUAGCCCAGAGAUUGAUCAACCGGUAUUUUGAGUAUGCAAAUCCUCAAAUACCCAUACUGCAUAUCGGAGAGUUUGAGGGGGUUCUGGAUAGGAUAUACGGUACUGGAGACAAAAAGAUCAGUGGUGGUUCAAAUGAAGGCGCCUAUGGAGGCAGCCCCAAGGAGAAAUAUAUGCUUAAUAUUGUGUGUGCUAUUGGUGCGGGAAUAUUCCUGAAAGGGCCCGAUGAGGCAUCAGACGCGGAGGAAUCAGAGGACGAAACGAAGGACGAGGAUGUAUACGAGUCGCCAAAGGUGAAGGCAGAAAAAGGGAAUAAAAGGGGGAGGGCACAAAUGCAUUACGAGCCAGAACAAUACCAUGCAGCAGCUGUACUCCAUCUUGAAACAUUCUUAAGCCAAAGCAAAGGUGGAUUGGAAGAGCUUCAGGCAGUUUUGUUAUUGGCUGGUUAUGCUUUGUUAAGACCAGUUUCCCCGGGGCUGUGGUAUAUUGUAGGAGUUGCUCUGCGUCUGGCGGUAGAUCUUGGAUUACAUUACGAAGAUUCGGAUGCUAAGGAAGUAAAAAAGGACGGGAAAGAAGGUAGGAGGGAAUGGUCGAGAGAGCUACGACGAAGACUAUGGUGGUGCGUAUAUAGUCUUGAUAGACUAGUAAGCACAUGUGUUGGAAGGCCUUUCGGAAUAGCGGAUGAGGUCAUUAGCACCAAGUUUCCCUCGAUACUCGAUGACCAGUAUAUUCAUCCGACUAAAGGAAUAACUCCGCCCUCACCUAAUAAAGAAUUACCAUCCUACAAACUCAUAGCGCAUCAUUACUUUCGCCUGCGUCUCUUACAGUCUGAGAUACUGCAGGUUUUACAGCAGCAGUCUCAUUCGUUUUCGUUCACUUCCUCAAAUGCAACCGCAAAUCCAUGCGUGAAUCCGCCUUUACCAACUAAUCCGCCAAGACAGAACGAAGAUUACCCAUCACAUCAUCCAUAUCAUCUUCAGACGCCAUAUCUAAGGGGGUUCAAAACGGUUCAAUGCUGGCACAAAGACAUUGACCGUCGAUUGAAGGAAUGGAUGGACUCUUCGCCCAAGAGUAAAGACGAAACGGGGGUGUCGUUCUCACUGGAAUUUCUAGAACUAAAUUACUGGCAGACGAAGAUAAUGCUAUAUCGACCUUGCCUAUCGGUUCCAGUUCUGCUUGCAGGUGAACUGGGAGGGAGCGGAAGCUCUGCCAGGGGACGGGCGGCGGAACGAGGGCUAGGAGGUAGAAAAGAUCGUGUAGAGAGGGCUGAAGAAGAGGAGAGGGUUUAUCUUGUUGUUGCCGAGGCUGGUAGUAAGGUAUUAAGACUUUACAGGCAUUUGCAUAGAGUACACCAAGUAAACUACACGUUUUUGGCUACUCAUCAUCUAUUCAUGGCUGGGAUUUCAUUCCUCUAUGCUAUAUGGCACUCACCUUUAGUCAGGUCCCGUCUCUCCAUGGACGAGGUCGACUUUACGAUUUUGGCUGCUACUUCUGUCUUGGGCGAUCUAGUGAAUAAGUGUCCACCCGCUGAAGCUUGUAGGGAUGCAUUUGAACGCAUGUCAAGAGCUACAGUCCAGAUGUGUUUGGCAGGGAAACGAGGGCCAAUAAAUAAAAUAUUGCCUUCAGGAACAUUGACUCAUCACACGGGUGUAUCCGGAGCAACUGGAAUGACGGCCGGGAUGCAGACAAAGGUCCAGGGAAUGACUCCGUUUCAGCAUGAUGAAGAUGGAGAAGGGGAAGAUGUGGAAGAAAUUGAAGGGGAAAAUAUACAAGAGCGAGAAGCAGAUAUCAAGUUCCCGGAUACAGAUUCGAUGGUAUUCAAAAACGAGUACCCUUCGGAAUUUCCGCAGAUGCACCAACAUCAACAUUCACAACAACAACAUAACAGCAGGCACGGAAAUGGAUACUCCGCGACACAUCAACAGCAACAGAAUCUUGCUCAACAACCCCGAAGGGGAAUGAUACAUUUUGACGAUGGAUUUCGAGAACUUUUUACUGCAGCCUCCGCAGGAAACCGCUACUCGAAUCCCAACAGCAGGAAUACUAAUAACAAUGUUCACCCCCACGUUCAGCAGCAUCAACAGCCCUCUCCCCAACAGCAGCAGUACGGCUUAUCACCCACACACAAGGCCGAAUCUAUGCAGCAAACGGCUUUCCACCCCCCGUUGUCAUAUAGCAGCGCGGAGCAACUAUCACCACAUCUACCGCACUCUCCACACCCACACCAGCAACAGCACCAAAAUAUGUGGAACAAACACCAAAGCCACAUGACACAUUCGUCCGCUGGCUCAUCUCCGCCCAUCCUUGCAGGACCUGGCCUACCAUGUUCUGGACUGGCUAGCGAAGGCGAAGAAAUGAUGAUAGAUCCACAGUUGCAGUACCCACUGGACAACGUACCGUGGGGAAACCUGGAUAUGGGCACGUUUGGACUAGGAGGUCUAGACUGGGAAGGUGACAACUGGAGUGAUAGCGGCAGCGCUGCGGGUGGAAUCGGUGGCAGCAGUGGUAAUCCAAGUGGCAUGGAUUUGUUUGAUGGGUUUUUCUUUGGAGGUGGGGGUUCAGGGCAUUAG
Morchella importuna is the source of this 3585-nucleotide messenger RNA. RefSeq lists its product as uncharacterized. The record is from RefSeq and is a predicted model, not a curated record. Lineage: Eukaryota; Fungi; Ascomycota; Pezizomycetes; Pezizales; Morchellaceae. Gene Ontology annotation, molecular function: DNA-binding transcription factor activity, RNA polymerase II-specific; sequence-specific DNA binding; zinc ion binding. Gene Ontology annotation, biological process: DNA-templated transcription; positive regulation of transcription by RNA polymerase II. The coding region runs from base 1 to 3585 and encodes 1194 amino acids. The transcript is spliced from 4 exons.